Molecule: messenger RNA, 5091 nt
Organism: Vicugna pacos (alpaca)
Lineage: Eukaryota; Metazoa; Chordata; Mammalia; Artiodactyla; Camelidae
Source: RefSeq, a predicted model, not a curated record
AUGGUCCCUCUACUCAGUCCUUGCGUGUUGUCACCCCCCCCAAGGAGGAAGAUGAAGGCUCGAGCCCCGCCGCCUCCUGGAAAGCCCGCCUCCCCGGACGUGCAUGGUGGAUGGAAACCUCCCCACGACGUGUCCCCCGGGCCUCAGCGGAAGGUGCUCAACAUGCGGGAGGACCUGGGGCGCAGGGUGGUGGACAUCACCGUGGUUCUGCCCAGCGGGCUGGAGAAGGAAACUGUGGUCAAUGGGAGCCAUGCAAUGAUGGAUUUACUGGUUGAGCUCUGCCUUCAGAACCAUCUGAACCCAUCCACCCAUGCCCUGGAGAUCCGCUCUUCGGAAAACCAGCAGCCUUUGAGUUUUAAGCCAAAUACUUUAGUUGGGACCCUGAAUGUGCACACUGUGUUUCUGAAAGAAAAAGUUCCCGAAGCAAAGGUGAAGGCUGGCCCACCUAAGGUGCCCGAGGUCAGUAGCACCGGGGACCCUUUGUCACCUAAGGGCGCGUGCGGUUACCUGAGGUCGGUGGAGGCGGUGGUGCGCGUGAGCCCCGAGGUGCCGCUGGCCGCCAUCCUGCCGCUCAUCUGCGCCAAGUGCGGCGUCAGCCCGGAGCACGUGGUGCUCCUCCGGGACGACGUGACCGGCGACGAGCUGGAGCUCUCCAAGUCCCUGAGCGAGCUGGGGAUAAAGGAGCUGUACGCGUGGGACAACAAGAGAGAAACCUUUAGAAAAUCAUCCUUUGGCAGCGAUGAGACAGAUAAAGAGAAGAAAAAAAUUCUGGGAUUUUUCAAAGUUAAUAAAAGAAGCAGCAGUAAGGCCCCGCAGAUCGGGCAGUCGGGGGCGGACAGCGAUGAGGAGGCCAAGACCACACUGAGAAGGGGCUCCAACGGCUGCUUGACGACCCCGAACUGCCCGUCCGUGAAUUCCCGCUCCACCACGCUGGGUCCAUCCCUCUCUCUCAGCAGCAUCUCCGGGGUGUCCGUGAAGUCGGACCUGAAGAAGCGCCGAGCCCCUCCCCCUCCGUCCGGGCCCCGGGCGGGGCCCCCCGUGCAGGACAAGGCGUCGGAGAAGGUGUCUCUGGGGUCCCAGGCUGACUUUCAGAAGAAGAAGAGGCGGGCGCCGGCCCCCCCUCCACCGCAGCCCCCACCGCCCAGCCCGCUGGUGCCCGCGCGCACGGAGGACAGGGAGGAGGGCCGGAAGGGCAGGACGGGUGUCGGCCGGCAGGUGCCACAGAAGCCCCCCAGAGGCGCUGCCCGGGGCCCCCCCCAGUUAGAGCUCCCCCCGCCCCCGCCCUACCCUCCUCCUGCCGCCGAGGCCGGGCUGCCGGGAUGCUCCGGGACAGGCGCUGCAUCCUUGGCCUCCGACCCGAGACCCACACUGAGCCUGCCCCUGGGGCCCGGCAGCCCCUGCAGCGUGGACGGGGUCCCGCCUGUGCCCCCCGAGGCCGAGGAGACAGUGUCUGUGGGCAGCUGUUUUGCAUCUGAGGACACGACCGAGGACUCAGGAGUGAUGAGUUCCCCCUCGGACGGCAUCUCCCUGGAUUCCCAACAUGACAGCACGAAGUCCAGAGACAAGUGGACCACAGACCAGGAGGACUGCAGUGACCAGGACCUGGCCGGAACCCCAGAACUGGGGCCCCCAAAGAGCCCCUCGUGGGAGAGGAGCAGCUCUGGGGGCUGGCCCCCGAGGAGUGAGACAGCCGCCUCCCGUGAGCACGAAGACCUGCGUGUGAGCAGGUGGCCCCAGGACACGCUGGCCGAGCCCGAGGAAGAGCUGGAAGAAACGGAAGAUGGGAGCGUGCUCUCCAACUCCGCGCACGGCUGCCCGCGGGACGCCGCCAUCCUCGACGGCGAUGAGGAGCCAAUUCCGGUCACGUUCAUCGGGGAGGUGUUAGACGACCCCGUGGACGCGGGGCUGUUCUCCAACAGGAACAACAAUGCCGGCUCUUCUGAUACGGGGAGCACGCACAGCACGAAGGCCCCCCUGCCGCCGUGCCAGGCUGCGCCCGGCCAGCAGCCCGGGACGGGGAGGGCGGCCACCCCCGACCCCCCGUCUCCAUCCGAGGAUGCUGGGAAAGAAACCAAGCCAGCCGCGUCCAGCACCUGGAAGGAUGUGAAUCCGAACAAAACGGAGCCCCAGACGACCUCGGCCCCAGCGCUGCACACACUGCCCUGGAUGCAAAGGAGGGCGAGGUACGUGGUUCUGCUCCCAGAGGGACGCCACCCGCCACCAUCAGGGAGAGAAGGCGAUGCCAACAGUGAUGUCUCAACCCCACCGUCCUGGUACCAACGAGGCCAGCACCCCGGGGGGAGUUAUGGCCUUAAAUAUGGCCUCACAACAUAUAAAAUUGUCCCCCCGAAGUCAGAGAUGAGGUGUUAUGACAGAGGAGCAUCCCUCUCGACGGGGGCCAUCAAGAUUGACGAGCUGGGGAACUUGGUGAGCCCCCAGGCGCCCGCGGGCCGGACCAUAGUCCCGGGGGCACCCACUCUUGAAGCGGAACCCCAACCCAUUGGAAAAGUCAAAGAAUUCUGGAGGUCCAACUCUACAGAGGAACCCUUGGGCCAGCCCGCAGGGGGCUCAGCCAAGAGGACCCCCACCCCCUCCACGCCAGCAAAACCACAACCGCAAGAGGGCAGACCCCGAGCAGAGCCCACGUCCCCAGACCCCAAGGGGACGGUGCCCCCGCUGCACCCAGAAGAUGGGGGAGCCCUGGAGGAGCAGAGAAGCGGGCCACCCACGGCAGCCCCUCGUCCUGAGAAAGUCACCACCACUAACACCGCGGAAGUCCGUUUUCUCAAACCCCAGAGAAGGACGUCCAGUCAGUACAUGGCCUCUGCCAUUGCUAAGCGCAUAGGGACCCAGAAAGUCCACCUGGAGACGCGCGUCGGAAACGAUGGGGAAGGGUCGGCAGUGGGGGCCCAUCCCGGGGCGCACGCCGGCAGCCCUUACGGAAGGUCCUCUACUCAAGACUGUCCGGCUGGCGUCCUCAGAAGUUCCCAUGUCCCGCUAGUCACAGCUUCCCCGAGGGAUCAGGGUCCCCCGGGACGGAGCUGUGGUCUCAGUCAAAGACAAAGCUCAAGGAACCAGAGGACCCGCUCGGCAUCUGACCCCAGGUGCACGCCGGACACCACGAGUCCCCCGCCCCCUUGCUCAGGAGAUGACCAGACUCCAGGCCCGGCCCUGGUGAAUGGCUCCAGGUGGGUCCCGGUCCCUGGCGAGCCGCCUCACUCCCCGAGGGAGACCGGCACGAACGGCCAUGCCGGACGGGAGUCCCUGGGGCGGGAGGAGAAGCCCCAUUUGUUAAGCACGGAUGCACUUGAAGCCGAUGGCACGCAGCCAGCCAGCAUCUUUGGGCCCAAGAAGAGAUUCAGACCCGUCGUCCAGAGGCCAGCCCCGAAGGACACGUCCCUGCACAGCGCCCUGAUGGAGGCCAUCCAUUCGGCAGGAGGGAAGGACAGGCUUCGCAAGGUUGCAGAACACAGCCCGCAGCAGGGGCCAAAGACCCCGUCCCACGCGGAGGCGGACAGCGAGCGCUCGGCCCUGCUGGCGGCCAUCCGAGGACACAGAGGCGCCUGCGGCCUGCGGAAGGUGUCCUCCUCCGCCUCCGAGGAGCUCCAGAGCUUCCGUGAUGCCGUGCUGUCCGCACACGGGUCGGGACCCCCGGGGCCCGAAGACCUCGGGGUCCAGUUCCCGGCCGCCCCGCCGCCGCCGCCGCCGCCCCCUCCGGCCACCCAGACCCCCAUCACAUCCCGGACGGCGUCCAGGGCCAGCUCGGGCCCCCCGAGCAGCCCCGGGGAUGCCAGGCAGGCCCUGCUGGCCGCCAUCCGCUCCGGCACCGGGGCCGCGAGGCUGAGAAAGGUGCCCCUGCUCGUGUGAACCAGCGAGAAGGCGACGUGGCGGCAGACACCCGCCCAUGGGACGCCGGGUCACCACCCAGGAGCCCCGCGGGGCGAGGGGCCUCGGGACCGGCCUGCCCCGUCUCCAGGCCAAAACCUGCCUCACUGAUUUUCAGUCCCCCAUCACCGGGGGAGGGGGACAGAGAAUGUGACUGCCACGCGGCUUGUGCCAAGGAAAUAUAUUUUUGCCUCUGAAUCUUGAAAGUUGCCAAGAAACAAUUCUUGUUGGCCGGUGAAUGGGACCCCAACACUGUACGUAGUUCCUCUGAUGGACAAAGCAGAGGGGACCAUUCACGCCUUAGAUCGAUUUUGGACCUUUGAGACUUUUACACGUACAGAUGAUCACAACCCUUUAGUCGCUUAAAAUCUUUUGAAUUCUAGGGGAAAAAAAAAAUCAAUGAAUCGAUCGCAACAAUCUGAAUGUAAUUGGCUACGUGUGAGAAAAAAAAAUGGGAGGAUACUUUCCAAGGUGACUUUAAGGAGUUAAUGGAAUUAUUGGUUUUUCUUCCUCAAAUAUUUGGGGUCACGGCUUCAUGGAAGGUUGCAGACCAUGAUCUGACCAGCUAAGCUAUUAAAAGUCACCUGUGGUCACUUGGAGGAGGAGUCACGUGUGACGCACGAGCAGGGCAGCGCUGAGCUCUGCGGCAGGGGUGGUGGCAGGGGAUCAGCAUGGCGUUGCAGUGGCCGGCCGGCGCCCCCCUUGGACAGCUGUUCCCCGCGGGCUGUGAGGUCCAGCACGCCUGCCCCCGAGGUGGCUGUGCACGGAGCCCGGGGGCUCCCCGAAGACGCUUAGGAACCCAAUGCAGGGCCAGGAGCGGGGGACGUUGGGUGUCCGCCUGUCGCCCGGAUCAGAUCAAAAUCGUGUUCACAUUUGACAGUGCGGGUUCAGUCCCCAUCAUUUACAACCGAAGUUAACCAGGGUCAUGGCUUUUCACGUUUUAUUAUAUUGGAAAGAAGCUCAUUAAGAGAUUAUCAGAAAUUAGGAGAAAGUAAGAAAUCAAGUUUCUGUCUUAAAUGAAGCAACGAAUAUGGUGAGGUCAUUUUUGAAUGUAUGACAAGGAGAGUGGAAACUUGGCCCCGCGUGGUCCGAGGAACGCCCCACACCCUCCCCGGGGUGGCCAGGGCAUCCAGCCAGUCGCUCUCAAACCGCACUGUCUCUGCUGUUUGUCUCUUCGUGCCACAAAUAAAAGAAGGUGACACUGUA